AUGAAAGUAAACACAAAUCGACGGUUGCUAAUAAUCUGUAACAGCUAACUACCUGAAAUGUAAUUUAAAGGGAGUUUAAAUGUAACAGAUGGAAAGGACACACGUUGCUAAGAAAACACGGCGAGAUAGACAGACCUAACUCCCGCAAUGUUUUCAAUGAAAUCAUCCGAGGAGGAAUCCUCAGAGAUGGAGGAUAUGGAUACCUCCGAGACCAACUGGUGCUGGUUCUACCUGGCUGAAUGUGGAGUGUGGCAUAUGUUUGAGAUUGAUCCUAGCGCUGCAUGUUCUGUAACAAGUGCUCAAAUUGAGCAGUGUUACAAUAGAAACCAACGUGGCGUAAUGGAGUUCUAUACUGCCAAGUAUACCUACAGGUUGGAUUUUUCAGCAGUUAUGAGACAAAUAAAUGUAACUACUGGGAAGCAAAGGCCAAUCAAACGCUCUCUCCAAUCUGCAACUGGAUUUAGGUUUAUAUGUGAUAAUCUUGCUCUGCCUGUUCCAUGUCACUGGGAACGAAUCAACACAGAUGAGCCCUAUCAGCUUAUCCAACUUGGUCGAGACACAUAUGAAUUCAAAGAAGUAGCUCGACUUUAUGAACGAACUAUGGACCAUCCCAUUAAAUCUGUACAAAGAGUCCAAAAUCUCGAUUUAUGGGAGUUUUUCUGCAGGAAGAAAACACAACUGCGUAAAGUGAAACGUACCCUGGAUAUUGAAGAACGAAUGCUGUUUCAUGGCACGGGACACAGUAAUGUACAAGCAAUAUGUACUUUUAACUUUGACUGGCGACUGACUGGAAGUCAUGGAGAUGUCUAUGGCAAAGGAAGCUACUUUGCAAGAGAUGCGAAAUACUCCAGUAAAUUUUGCCACACUACAAACAAACACAAUACCACCUUACAGAGACAUGGACUCACUCCGCCAAUAUUUGCUAGUGAGCCUCCUUAUAAGACGAUGUUCCUGGCAAGGGUGCUAGUCGGAGAAUUCACCGUUGGACGUCCCCUCUACUGCAGACCUCCCUCUAAGGAUGCAAGCUUUAUCAACUUUUAUGACAGCUGUGUCGAUGACUUGGCCAAUCCAAAGAUAUUUGUUAUAUUUGACAGCAAUCAAAUAUAUCCAGAAUAUAUUAUUGAGUUCUACUGACACCUGAACAAGAUUUUGCAUAUGUUCUUUUUUGGGACAAUUUUGACCAUUCAGAUGUGUGUCUAAAAGAGGGGUCACCAACCUUUUUGCCCCAGAGCAGCUGUGGCUACAAUAGUUUUAGCUUACCACCACAAGUGUGGAGUGAAUGAAUAAUGGAAUGUAAAGCACUUUGAGUGUCUUGAGAGGUGCUAUACAAAUCUAAAGCAUUCCUCCACAGAUGGCUGAGAUAGGGUGAGGAGCUCAGUCACACAGGAGGAGCUUGGGGUAGAACCACUGCUUCUCCACAUCGUGAGGAAUCAGCUGAGGAGGCUCAGGCAUUUGUUUCUCCUGAACACCUCCUUGAGGAGGUGCUCCGGCUAUGUCCCAGGAGGAAGACACAGAGAAAGCCCAAGACACACCGGAGGAACUAUGUCGCUCAGCUGGCCUGGGAAUGCCUAGGGAUCCUCCCGGAAGGGCUGGAGGAGGUGUGUGUGGAAACGGAUGUCUGGGCAUCCUGUUGCCUCCAUAAUGUGGCCUUGGAUAAAGAGGUAGAAAAUUGAUGGAUGGAUUAUUUUCAGGUCUGAGGGCUACUUCAAGAGCACCAAGUUGGUUGACACCAGAUAUGAAGUUGACAUUUUCAAAUCAAACUUUUGAUAAAAUAGCUUUUACAAAUAAAUCAGCACUAGAAUGGUUAAUUUCAAAAACAUUAGACAUGAUGUCCCAUUUAUAUUAGAAUUUGGUCUUCUGGUUCUCAAGCAGGAUUUUCCAAUCAGAACACUUAAUGAGGCUCACAUGAGUCUCUCAUUUUGAUUACAAUUUGCGAAAGCACGCUCUGAUCUGAGUCAUCACUACCCAAACUAGAGCUGGACCAUACGGUCAAAAAAUGAAAUAAAAUCCCUUAUCAUAUGCUUUUAUUUAAGAUAUUGUAAACCACCUUAAAUUACUUUUGUAUAGAUAUAAUUGUUAUUGCACAAUAACUUUGUUUUACAAGUAAGAAAGUCAGGAGUAUAUUUGUUUCAUAAUCUUGAUUUCACGAUUUUGCAAUUUUGCAAAAUCAUUAAAACACAAAUUCAUUGAAUUAAAUCAGUUCAUUUAAAUUAAAUGGGGCUACAGUUACAUUAUACAAUUUUAAGCAAAUUAUUUACCUAUAAGUAUUUACUGUAUUUAUUUAUUUGAGUGACAUUUGUAUUUUCUUUGUCAGUGUAUAUAUCUGGUAGAUGAAAGUACUUCAGGGCAUAAUUAUAUUUCAAACUCACAUUCCAGGUUGUUGUGUCCCUAGGCAAGGCACUUCACCCACAUUGCCUAGUAUGAAAGUGAUGUGUGCACGAGUGAUGGUGGUGGUCGUGGACCGAUGGCUCAGAUUGGGAGCUGGGCUUCCGUCAGUCUGCCCCAGGGCAGCUGUGGCUACAGUAGUAGCUUACCUUCACCGGGUGUGGAGUGAAUAAAUAAUACUCUGUAAAGCGUCUUUGUGAAAAGCAUAGGACAUAUAUUUAAAACAUUUAUGUCAGUUUGGCACCUUAAGCAGCUUGUAACUUUGUGGUCUCUUAGGCUAUUUUGAAAAAUAGAAAUAUAUUCUGGAGCUGCCACGCUUUUCUGUCGCAAUUUCUUGUUCACAACAUAUUCUACACUCAAAUAGCCUAGUUUUUAGCCUAGCAUGAAAUAUUGAGAGAGCAGUACUAUUUUGUAGGGCAACUCCUUAUGGGAACCUGAGAAAGCCACAAAGGACACAAGGUUGGUGACCUCUGGUAUAAAAGAACCAUGUAUGCCUUAAGGGAACAUUCAACAACUUGAAGGACGUCAAGACUAGUAUAGUGUGCAAUCACUGUGCCAGAUCAUUGUUUAUUUAUUAUCAUACAUGAUACAAAGCUGUCUUUGUGCUCCUGCAGUACUCAUGUCGUGUUAGCUUUGUUAGUCUCAAGAUUUUAAUGUGAGCAUUUUUAGAUUGGCCUUAAAAGUGGCACUAUGAGCUUUCAGCAAUUCUAAACUGUGCAGCAUGUACCUGCUUCACUCAUUAGUGCUGUUGUUUGUGUCGUAGUUAUUGUUUUUAUUGAGUAUGGAAUAAUUUUGUAAUUAUUUCAAAUUACUUUUAACUACCCUUUCUGUGAAAGGAUUUGUGUAUACUGUGUAUAUGUUUUUUUUGUUUGUUUUAAUUAUUUUAAUACAGAUAUGCACAUUCAACUCAAAUAUGACUCAAAUAUAUGACAGGAACAGAACACCAAUGGGAGGGAAUCCACUUAAAAGGUGUACUGCACAACUUGGUGCUGGUGUGGUGUUGUGAGAUAUUAUUGCUUUGCCUAGAAUUUUCCACAGUAUGGCUUUAUACUUACCUAUGGGGACAUGCAGGUGAUUCCACCAAGUACAAGUGAGGUCUGUGGAGAGGCAAGCCCACUCCUCAUAAGAAUUUUAGUUUUUCAAGGUAUUGUUGAGCCAUAAACAUACCUGUGAUUAAAUGGUGAUUCUUGAUUUGAGACAAAGCAGGUUCUCAUAAAAGCAUUCUACAUUUAUGAGAAUUAUAUAUCUCUGUAGAGUAAGGUCUAAGAUUUACAGAAACGCAAACGAACAUGUUCUAAAUAAAAAACGUUUUUUCCUAAAAUAUAGCAUAUUUCAUAGUAUAAUUAUUGUCAGCUCCAUCAGACACACAAAACUUGUAGUUUGUGUUCUUUCUAUUUCAUUGUUAUAAAAUACAUUUUUGUAAAUAAGUAACACUCAUUAGGUUGUAGAUCCUAUUGCCCUAUUAAACCCCAUAAACUGAAUUGAAAUAAUCAAUUUGAUUUGAAAAAAAAUCUACAUAUUGUUACGUUUUAGAGAUAACUUGUUCUGUCCAAACUCAAGAAUCACCAAAAUGCAAGAUAUUUUAAUGCUUUCAUUUAAUGAAAUGUCUGGAUUUGGACUACAAUUACGAUUAUUGAUUGUAAUGACAAAUAAAAUUACUUUAAAUGAA
Boleophthalmus pectinirostris (great blue-spotted mudskipper) is the source of this 4054-nucleotide messenger RNA. Its product is annotated as protein mono-ADP-ribosyltransferase PARP11-like. The record is from RefSeq and is a predicted model, not a curated record. The transcript is spliced from 8 exons. Gene Ontology annotation, molecular function: NAD+ poly-ADP-ribosyltransferase activity. Lineage: Eukaryota; Metazoa; Chordata; Actinopteri; Gobiiformes; Gobiidae. The coding region runs from base 148 to 1134 and encodes 328 amino acids.